UGUAAACACCCUGUAGACGGGAAAGGAACGCCAGUGAACACAAAGCUAGCAACAGUGUGGCUACUAAGGGAUAGAGAGACUCUGCACCCGGUAAUUAACGCAUGGAAGCUGCAUGCCCUCGGGCUUAAACCAGGACAAAACACGACCGGAACACGCUGGUGGGAGGGGACUACUUAAAUGCAAAUAGUUAGUGGCCCGCAGGGCGAUGGAACCACUCCUCUGUCUCUUGUUGGUGUGGUUUUGCAUCUUAAUGGGACACAUCUUCGCCAACGCCCACCUCCUAGCCUAGCGGGACCUAGUGGGUUGUUAAUAGGAAAGCAACGCUGCCCGCCCCGGGGUCGCGUCCCUUCCGCGGAGCUUCUCUGCGCGGGGCCCAGCGUGACUGGCUCCGUCAUCUUUCUGUUCACUUACUCGUUUGAGGAUGUUUUUUCUUAACCCCCUUUUACACAAGUCUCACUUCAAAUGGUUAAACGUAGUGGAAUGCUGCCUAUGAACGUGGUAGGGAAAGGCAAAUGUCAAUCGAGCUAUAAUAUCAAAUGUGAAAUUGAGUUCAACAGACAUUUAGAAAAAGCCUGCGAAACAUUUUAAAAGUUUAAAUAGAGAAAGUUUAAAUAGAGAAAUGAAGAAACUGACGGGAAAUCCUCUUUACUAAACCUGCAUGAGACUGAAAAAUCACUUGGCCAAUCCCGUGUAGCGCGCGCUUUUUUCAAAAAGAUCAAAGGGAAGCCAGUUUCCGGCGUCAAAAUUUAAAAUUUUUAUUCCGCGAACAAGAUAUUUACAUGAAAUUCUGCGGAGCAAAGACAGAGAACAUUGUAAAGGAAAUGCGCACAGACCGAGCGACGAGAAAGGGUAGAAAACAGCCUCUGCUGAAAGGGUGGGUGGGAGGAGGAAGUUAAUUUCUGAUCCAAACGCCCGGAGGCCCCGAUCAAAAAGCCGACGCGGCUUCCAAUCACGUCACUGCGGGGCUUGAUGGGCAGGUGCCUCCUCCAAUCACAGUGGCACUUGCCUUAUAUAUACUGGUUGCGAGCCCGCGCUGCCAUUCCUACAGCAGUUCUCUGCUUCUUUGUGUUGGAAAUGGCUCGGACCAAGCAGACGGCGCGCAAGUCCACGGGCGGGAAGGCGCCCCGCAAACAGCUGGCCACCAAGGCCGCCGCAACCGGCACCGUGGCCCUGCGCGAGAUCCGCCGCUACCAGAAGUCCACGGAGCUGCUGAUCCGCAAGCUGCCCUUCCAGCGCCUGGUGCGCGAGAUCGCGCAGGACUUCAAGACCGACCUGCGCUUCCAGAGCUCGGCCGUCAUGGCGCUGCAGGAGGCGUGCGAGGCCUACCUGGUGGGGCUGUUCGAGGACACCAACCUGUGCGCCAUCCACGCCAAGCGCGUCACCAUCAUGCCCAAGGACAUCCAGCUGGCGCGCCGCAUCCGCGGCGAGAGGGCGUGAGCUCCGUCCUACCCACUUGCACCGAAACCCAAAGGCUCUUUUCAGAGCCACUACCGUCCUCACUGACAGUGGCUGUUGCACUCCUAGUUUACGCGUUAAAAACGCAAGCCCAGCGCACAAUUUAUGGAAAUGGCGUCCUCUCCAGAACUAUGGGUAUCAUUUUCCUCAGCCAAUUGGGUGACAAGAUUGGUAAGGCCUCACGUUCAGUGUUUACAUGAUAGUAGCUAUUUAGGGAAACAAGUUGCUUAACCAACUGUUGCCUUUGUCAAAGCCAACUAUGUAUCCGCAAAGAUAAAGUCACCGCUUGAACCCUUGUUAUCCGCCGAGGAAAGAGGUAAAGUGAAGGAACCUGUCCACAGGGAAGGAAUUCAGCCCAUCCCGUAACAAGGGCUUCAGCGCAUAGAUUUUGGCACCUCCCUUACCCACUUCUGAUAGUCACAAAUAUGCUCAUUACGUCUGGUAGUCGAACCUGGAAAUACCUCUUCACGGUCUGGACAGGCGAUCUGUGCUCCCUCUCUAGCUCUAGAAGUUUCUCUUCCAAAGGCCCUCAACUAUUGGAGGAUAAGGCCAUGCAGGUUCCUUUCAACAAAUCUGGGAAGAAAAGGAGAAGAUGGGAUUCAGCCUCCAAUGGCUGUAGGAAAACAAAGUUGAAUUAGGGUUAUUCUGGUUUUCACUUGCCUAAGUGGCCUAAAAGAGGGUUUGUAGGAAUGACAGUUCUGUGUUAGAAACUUUGAGUGUAGUAGUUUAUUAUUCACUUUGAAGGAAAAAAAUCUUAUUUUAAAAAUGGACACAGCUGAGUGGCUAGCCAUUAUACGAAUAAUUUUUAAAGGUCACUUGUAAUCAGAUAAUGCAAAUUAAAACAACAAUGCAUAACACCCAGCAGAUUAUCAAAAUCAGAAGUUAGGUUUGCCAAGCAGGUGAGGUGCAGAAACUUACUUUUAUGUGGUGGUUUACUGAUGGUGGUCUACACAGACAUUUAAAGAACCAUCUAAUUUAGUAAAACUGGGUGUACCCAGGCCUGUGCCCCAAGGAAAUUCUCCUACAGAAUCAUAAGAAUAUUCAUCAGAAUGUUGUUUGUGAUAGCAAAAAGGUAUAGAUAAUUUAAGGCAAUGAAUAAAUAAAUA
Molecule: messenger RNA, 2561 nt
Organism: Myotis brandtii (Brandt's bat)
Lineage: Eukaryota; Metazoa; Chordata; Mammalia; Chiroptera; Vespertilionidae
Product: histone H3.3
Cellular component (GO): nucleosome
Molecular function (GO): protein heterodimerization activity; structural constituent of chromatin; DNA binding
Source: RefSeq, a predicted model, not a curated record